GACGCCGCGUUAUGGCUGGUUUUUUCGCAAUGAGGGGCUUCCCGGGAGUCAUCGGUUGUGUUGAUUGCACCCAUGUACGAAUAAUUUCUCCCGGAGGUGAGGACGAACCGUCCUAUGUAAAUAGGAAAGGUUUCCACUCCCUCAAUGUGCAGGCAACGUGCGACCAUAAAGGGAUGUUCACUAGCAUAAACGCAUGUUGGCCUGGAUGCUGUCACGACUCGCACAUUCUUCGGAUGUCUAACAUUGGACAGCAUUUGGCCAGUCACCAUCAAGAUCCUGAGCGUGGAUAUUUACUGGGUGACAGCGGUUAUCCGUGUCGUCCUUUUUUGAUGACUCCCUUCAUGCAGCCAGUGUCAGAUGCUCAGCAGAGAUACAAUACCGCUCACAUCGGCACACGGAAUUGCAUAGAAAGAGCCUUUGGAGUUUGGAAAAGGACGUUCCAUGUACUCCAUGGGGAGAUACGCAUGAAACCCACCAAGGUCACGCGAAUUGUGAUAGCCUGUGCCGUACUGCACAACUUGAGAUUGAUGUGGGGUGAACCACCAAUGGAUCCAGAACAGCUGGAUGACGUACCACAAGGCGACAUGUUUCAAGCGGCAAAUGAUGGCAGACGAGUUCGGGACACAAUUGUUGCCAAUUACUUUAUGUAA
Molecule: messenger RNA, 650 nt
Organism: Dreissena polymorpha
Lineage: Eukaryota; Metazoa; Mollusca; Bivalvia; Myida; Dreissenidae
Product: putative nuclease HARBI1
Exons: 5
Coding region: 12-650 (212 amino acids)
Source: RefSeq, a predicted model, not a curated record